Psilocybe cubensis is the source of this 2136-nucleotide messenger RNA. RefSeq lists its product as uncharacterized. Bases 1 to 2136 code for a protein of 711 amino acids. Gene Ontology annotation, biological process: sodium ion transport; vacuolar acidification; proton transmembrane transport. Lineage: Eukaryota; Fungi; Basidiomycota; Agaricomycetes; Agaricales; Agrocybaceae. Gene Ontology annotation, molecular function: sodium:proton antiporter activity. The transcript has 5 exons. Gene Ontology annotation, cellular component: early endosome; late endosome; fungal-type vacuole membrane. The record is from RefSeq and is a predicted model, not a curated record.
AUGAGUAUCAAGAUACCGUCAGUAACCUAUGCUGCGGUCGCAGCAGCGGCAACGACACCACCAGCAGGAGCACCGGAGGAGGAGGAAUACUAUUCAUCAUGGUCGCUCUUCCUCGUUUGCAUGCUGCUUAUUCUGUCGCUGUUGACUUCAUAUUAUCUCCAAAUUAAGCGGAUACGCGCUGUGCACGAGACGCUAGUGUCGAUUUUUGCAGGAAUGGUGGUUGGCGCGAUUAUUAGGCUCGCGCCGGGGACGAUGAUCAGGGAGAUGCUGACUUUCAAACAUACAUUAUUCUUCAAUCUGUUACUUCCACCAAUUAUUUUGAACUCGGGAUAUGAGCUCAAGCAGGACAACUUUUUCCGCAACUUUGGGUCAAUUCUUACAUUUGCAUUCCUUGGAACGUUCAUCUCGGCUGUAGGCGUGGGGAUACUCGUAUUCAUAUACUCAUACCUUGGAAUCGACACCGAUAAGCUACCUCUAAUCGAGUGCCUCAUUUUUGGGUCAACGCUGUCCGCGACCGAUCCAGUUACCAUCCUAGCCAUCUUUAAUCAGUACAAGGUCGACCCCAAGUUGUACACUGUCAUCUUUGGAGAGAGCUUGUUGAACGAUGCUGUCAGUAUCGUCAUGUACGAAACGCUGAGUCGGUUUACCGGAACAGAAAUAUUCGUCGGAUCCAUCUUCCAUGGCAUAGGCAUCUUUCUGCUCUCCUUUAGCGUCUCGAUGGCGCUCGGAGUGGCGUUUGGACUGUCGACAUCCUUGAUGCUCAAGCAUUCCUAUCUCCACCUAUAUCCCUCAAUAGAGUCCUGUCUUGUCGCCCUCUGCGCAUACACAUGCUACUUCUUCUCAAACGGGUUACAGUGCUCCGGCAUCGUCUCUCUCCUCUUCUGUGGCAUCACCCUGAAGCACUACGCAUAUCACACAAUGUCACGGCGCACCCAGCGCGCCACCAAAUACAUCUUCUCCACGCUCGCGCGGCUCUCAGAGAACUUUAUCUUUAUCUACCUCGGCAUGUCGCUCUUCACGAGCGCGCCCGUGUCCGAGCCUGUGUUCAGCUACGUCCGGCCAGUGUUCAUCAUCAUCACGACUAUCGCUGUUGUAUUCACGCGCUACGCCGCCGUCUUCCCGCUCUCAGAGGGCAUCAACCUGUUCCACAAGCAUGUGCGCGGACAGCGCCAGGAAGAGCUCCCGCACUCGCACCAGAUGAUGCUGUUCUGGGCCGGCCUGCGUGGUGCGGUCGGUGUCGCGCUCGCUGCGGGAUUCGUCGGCCCUCAUGCGCAGAUGAUGCGCACAACGGUGCUGAUUGUGGUGGUUCUCACUGUGGUCAUAUUUGGCGGUACGACGGCGAGGAUGCUCGAGGUACUAGGGAUUCGGACGGGUGUGGAGGAUGAUGUAGGCGCGAGCAGCGACGAGGACGAGGCGGGUUUGCCGCCUGGGCGCAAUGCGUUUGUUGGCCGCGGAGGAAAUGGCGUCGGUGGUCGAUGGAGUCGAUAUGCGGAGGAGGAUGGUAGUGCGCUCAAUAUGCCCAGCGGGUCGCGAGGUGCAGGAAGGAUUGGAACACACUACGCGUCACGGUUCAAUCACCAAUAUCAAAAUUCGCAACAGCACCAGGGACCGGACAACGGUGAACAGUCGCCUGUGCUGCAAGGAAACACCAUCUUCUCGUCUGCGUCCUCGGAUUCCUACGACUCCGAUGGGGGAGAGGUGCUGCCGCUCGUUCCUUCAGCUGAUAACCACAACAACAACGCGAACGACACAACUCAUCCGCCGCCGAGGCAGAACAGCCUUAUGGGUAUAGGCGAGGAUGGAAAAUGGUUCCAGGCACUUGAUGAGCGGUACCUUUUGCCUAUAUUCUCCAACGCGACUGCGAGCCGGACGUUCCAUGCGCGCCGCGCGCGGCGGAAUGCGUCGGGGCUUGCCGCGGGCGGGAAUAUGGCUACGCCAGGAGAAAGCGAGGACGAGGUGGAUCUGGGGCAGGAUGUUCAUCUCGGUGGUAGGCAAGGUGGUGUUGGUGCUGGUGGAGCAGGGCAGUCGAAUUCUAGGACGAUGUCGGUGGAUGAUAGUCGAAUGGAGCGGGGGCUUCCUAGUCCGGUUCUAAGAAACAACAACAGUAAUAAUUUCUCGGAGGGUAGGUUCUCUUGA